This is a messenger RNA of Copidosoma floridanum, 2014 nucleotides long. RefSeq names its product Excitatory amino acid transporter 1 (gene Eaat1). Gene Ontology annotation, biological process: L-glutamate transmembrane transport. The record is from RefSeq and is a predicted model, not a curated record. Gene Ontology annotation, molecular function: glutamate:sodium symporter activity; L-glutamate transmembrane transporter activity; neutral L-amino acid transmembrane transporter activity. Lineage: Eukaryota; Metazoa; Arthropoda; Insecta; Hymenoptera; Encyrtidae. Gene Ontology annotation, cellular component: plasma membrane.
AAUCGAGCUCCGAACUCUUUGGGCCGAUAAUCCUGCGAGUUUCCGUGGGCGCGCGCGCGAUACGCUUACCGAUCGCUUCUUUGUUUUGUUUUGUUUUGUUUUGUUUUUAGUUGUUUAUUUUUACAGUACUACGUACUGAGUUGAUGUUAAAGCAGUCCAGUUGAACAACGAGUCGCUGCCAAGUUCGCAGAAGAGAGACGUUCAUUUAGAGGCAAAAAGGAUCUCAAAUGUCAAAACAAAAAAGAUGGAAGAGCUGCGUGUCGGAGAAUCUGCUGAUGAUGAUGACGGUCGGUGGCGUCCUCGCAGGAGUGGUUCUCGGUUUUGCACUCAAAAACGGCAAAGACUGGUCCAAGCGAGAGAUCAUGUACAUACAAUUUCCAGGCGAUCUCUUUCUGCGGAUGCUGAAAUCGCUUAUACUGCCACUGAUUCUUUCAAGCAUUGUCAGUGCCAUCGGCAGUCUCGAUCUUAGUCUUUCCGGUAGAAUCGGCAGAAGGUCAAUAUACUAUUACGCGACAACAACAGUUUGUGCUGUAAUUCUUGGCAUGAUUCUCGUAACGACGAUAAGACCCGGUCUGCACGGCCAUGGCUUGGAAGCCGAUGCCAGUAAAGCACCCAAACGCAGUAUUACCACUAUCGACACACUUUUAGAUCUAGUCAGAAAUAUUUUUCCACCGAAUCUUGUGCAAGCUUGCAUAGCACAAUAUCGAACUGAACUGACACCACCAGCUAACGCAACGAAUGAAACUUCAAAAUACGACUAUGACAUAUCAUCCUCAUACGGGGAUGGCACAAACACACUUGGGCUCGUCGUCUUUGGUAUUAUCUUGGGUAUCACCGUUGGCAAAAUGGGCGAACAAGGCAAGCCCUUGUUGGACUUUUUCAAUGCUCUAUCCGAAGCUAUGAUGAUCAUCACGAACUGGGUUAUUUGGUUGUCUCCCGUGGGUGUGACGUUCCUCGUAGCUGCUCAAAUCCUCGAUAUAAAAGAAUUUGGAAGCGUCGUGCAGUCGCUAGGCUUGUACUUCUUGACUGUACUGCUUGGGCUGAUAUUACACGGCUUCGGAACCCUUUCCAUCAUAUUUUUCGUCUGCACGCGUGAAUUGCCAUUCAGAGCCAUCGGUAAGAUGAGCCAAGUCAUGGUCACCGCUUUCGGAACAGCGUCAAGCUCUGCAACGCUACCCAUAACACUCCAGUGCAUGGACAGCAUGGGCGUGGAUUCGAGGAUAUCGCGCUUCGUGGUGCCGAUUGGAGCGACGAUCAACAUGGAUGGGACGGCUCUUUACGAGGCGGUAGCAGCAAUUUUUAUAGCCCAAGUGCGACACAUUGAUUUGAGCAUAAGUGACCUCAUUGGGAUCAGCAUAACUGCCACGGCGGCGAGUAUUGGUGCUGCUGGAAUACCCCAGGCUGGGCUCGUUACCAUGGUCAUGGUGCUCAAUACCGUUGGUCUACCCGACAAAGACGUCACCCUUAUUCUUGCGGUCGAUUGGCUUUUGGAUCGAUUUAGAACGACGGUGAAUGUUAUGUGUGACGCUUUGGCAGCUAUAAUCGUCGAAAAGAUGAGCAAAGGUGAACUCGACAACGCCGACGCCGUGGAGGGACUACAAGAAGCAACAGAACUCGCUCAUUUGAGAAAAGUAGACGAUUGAAUGUUUUUAUUGAUUUUCCAAACUUAAACACUUAUUUUUAUCGGUACGAAAUUUUAUAUCAUUGCAGUCGAUUUGUAAACGGGUGAGCCAUUUUUUAAUACUUAAGUAUAGAGGACAAGCUUUAAAAAAUAAUUCACUGUUACCAAUAUUGUACUCAUUAAUAUUGUUAGGCUCAAAAAAUACGAUUGUACAAUAAAAUCAUCAAUAUGUAAGCUAAGACUGCAGAAUGUACCCGCGAAAUCUCUUUCAAAUCUACUGACAAAAUUGCAUUGUUAAAAUGCAAUACUGUUGAGCCUUUUGAACUCAUACAUGUUUAUAUAUUUUUAUGUAUGCAUGCGUGUGUGAAUUAAAAAAAAAAAAAAAAAAAAAAA